AUGAACUAUAGUGAUAAUAAAGACGUAAAAUCUUCAUCAGAUAUUAAAAAAUAUGUUAAUUCUCCUUCAAUAACAAAUAAACAAGAACAUAAUCAAAUGAAAAUAAUAAAUAGUAUAAAUGAAAAAUCGAUAGAAAUAAAAGAGACAAGUAUUCAUCGUUCAUGUCUAAAACAUCGAUCAAAUCAACAAUCAAAUAUAUCAACAGAAAAUGUUGAAACUCAUCGAUUAUCAUCUGGUCGAGUAUCAUUUGCACAAACUCCAUUAAAUGAUGGAAAAAUACUUGUUAAAAGUCAAUCACAAAAUGAUUUUGUUGAAAAAAAACGUCGAUCAGCUAUAUUUGCUAAAAAAGCUAAAGAACUUCAAUUAGCUGAAUUAACUUAUUUUAAAGAUCAUGCUCGUGAUAAAGAACCAAUUGAUGAAUAA
Rotaria sp. Silwood1 is the source of this 423-nucleotide messenger RNA. Lineage: Eukaryota; Metazoa; Rotifera; Eurotatoria; Philodinida; Philodinidae. The record is from the annotation of a GenBank genome assembly.